Phoenix dactylifera (date palm) is the source of this 2273-nucleotide messenger RNA. NCBI's taxonomy places the organism in Eukaryota, Viridiplantae, Streptophyta, Magnoliopsida, Arecales, Arecaceae. The record is from RefSeq and is a predicted model, not a curated record.
UCGAAAGGGCAAGUUCACUAUUGCUUUGUUUCAUAUUCCUUUUGAGAUGAACUUUGCUUCACACGCUCAAAAAAAAUAAAAUUUUAAAACUCUCACUUUGUUUUACUGAAUUAAACAAAUAAUUUCUCUAGGAAAACGCUCGAGAAAUAGCAAUCAUGUUGUCUUCGGCGUCUUUUAGUAGGCUCCUCAGCAUGAAACUUAUCCGUUUCCAUAAAAGGCCACUUCUUUCGAUAAAUUAAGCUACAAUUCCUGCACUGCGCAAAACAUUGCCUACCUAAAAACAGAAAAAAAACAUUUGCAAUGCAUUCCAAGCUCGUCACCAUGAACCGGCAGCGGCCACUGCACUUCCUGGUGGUGACCUACCCGGUCCAAGGCCACAUCAAUCCCGCCCUCCACCUCGCCACCCGCCUCAUUCAGAUCGCCGGCGCUCACAUCACCUUCUCCACCGCUGUUUCUGCCCACCGUCGCAUGUUCCCGUUCUCCGCCGCCCCUGACCAAGAAAUAGAAGACGGUCUCAUCUCCUACAUCCCAUUCUCCGACGGCUACGAUGACGGAUUCCACGGUUACCAUAGCAGACCCGAAGUCGAUAACUUCAUGAGCCGAUCCAUGCAAAUCGCAUCGGAAAACCUCUCUACCCUCGUCGCCAGUCUCGCUGCUCGUGGCCGCCCCGUCACAUUCAUCAUCUACACCCUCUUCUCGCCAUGGGUCGUCGGUGUGGCACGCCAUCAUGGCAUCCCCUCCAUCCUCUACUGGAUCCAGUCCGCCACCGUGUUUGCCAUCUACUACCACUAUUUCCACGGGUACGACGGUCUCGUCGCAGCCCAUCGGAGCGAACCGCUCUUUACGGUGAGAUUACCAGGGCUGCCGCCACUCCAUAUUCGAGACCUCCCAUCUCUCCUCACCAUCUCCGCCGACGAUCUGCUCUAUUCUAGCCUCACCACCGUCCGACAGGUAUUUGCGGCUGCUGAUAGCGAGAAAGCCUGGCCCAGGCCAAGAGUGUUGUUGAACAGCUUUGACGAAUUGGAGGUCGAUGGACUCGCCGCCGUCGACGAUGAGGUGGACGUCAUCACAGUAGGGCCGCUGCUCCCAUCCGAGUCUACACGAGAUAAGAAUGCAGAGAAGCUAACCUUGGCGGCCGAUCUCUUUGAGCCCGACAGGAAGGCGUACAUGGAGUGGCUGGAUACCAAGCCGGAGAGAUCAGUGGUGUACGUCUCGUUCGGAAGCCUGUUCGUCGCAAGGAAAAAGCAGCUGGAGGAGAUCUUACUGGGGUUGAAGGAGUGCGGGAGGCAGUACCUUUUGGUGGUGAGGAAGGACAAUCGAGGGGAAGGGGUUGAGCUGGUGGAAGAGGAAAACGGAAUGGUGGUUGAAUGGUGCUCACAGACUAGAGUUCUCUCGCACCCGUCAGUGGGGUGCUUCGUGACUCACUGCGGGUGGAACUCGUCCUUGGAGAGCUUGGCCUGUGGGGUGCCGACGGUAGCGGUGCCGCAGAAGUGGGACCAAAGGAUGAACGCGUGGAUGGCGGAGGCGGCGUGGGAGACGGGUAUAAGGGGCGAGCUUAACGAGGAGGGGGUAUUGGAGGGGAGCGAGUUGCGGCGGUGUUUGGAGGUGGUAAUGGGGGAAGGAGAGGUGGGAGUGGAGAUCAGGAGGCGAGCAGAGAUAUGGAGGAACAAUGUAAGGGAGGCCAUCAAAGAUGGAGGGUCAUCGGAUCGCAAUCUCAAAGCUUUCGUGGAGGAGGUCAUCAGAAAAGCUGCUGAAUGAAGGCGGCGGCUGAUUGACAACGGGGGAGAGAUGUUGGGACCAACGACAUUAUUUAACCGCAUUGUAUGGUAAACCUGAUUCCGAGAUCGCUGAAAAUUCAAUGCCAACUUUAGGUCACGUAGUUACCUUUUUGGGUGGGUUAUUACCUCCGUUAUUCAAUGGUACACGUGGUAUGUUUUACUGCAAUAAUGCAGUCAAAGAUCUUAAAACAUCUACCUAGAUUCCUCAGUUUUCAGUUUUGUUGUCCCUAAAUCCUAAACUGAGGUUAAAGUUCCAUCGGUGAGAACAGAAUUUGAUGGGGUGACGGAGUUAAAGAAGAACUGGUCUCCUUGGAGAUUGAUUUGCAAAAAAUCCACUUGCCAAAAAAAUUUCGAUUGGGAACUCUCCAAUAUCUAAGCCAGAAGGAUAGGCAACAGUAUAGAAAAAAUAAAUCUUUUAGAAUGAGUCUUUGAAUGAGCUUACUUGAGAACCUUCGAGCUAUUUUUUUUUAUGAAAGGUAGCGUAUUGAUCUGUUA